Messenger RNA from Sesamum indicum (sesame), 2851 nucleotides. RefSeq names its product phosphatidylinositol 4-kinase gamma 7. NCBI's taxonomy places the organism in Eukaryota, Viridiplantae, Streptophyta, Magnoliopsida, Lamiales, Pedaliaceae. The record is from RefSeq and is a predicted model, not a curated record.
CAUAUACGGAUAUAGAGUGAGGAAAUAAGAACUAGAGAGAGAAGGAGAAGGGAAGCGCACAGCAAGAAAAGAAGACGGCAAUACUGUGAUCAAGUCCUCGUCGUAAACCUUUUGGUUGUCUGUUGUUCCGGCCGUUGGACUGUUCGGAUUCUUUCCAAUGGUUGUACCGACGAUCUUGCAGUAGUUUACCGGAACCGGCGAAAGAAAAGGAGGAGUGUCUUCAGAUCCGGCUUUCUGAUGUGGCGUGAGGCUUAAUUGUAAUCAUCCCAUGGCUCUCUCAAAGGACUGAUCGCCGAAUCUCUCUCUCCCUCUGCUUUGGUCUUCUAGUACAUCCUUGCUAUAAUUCAUCUGGGUUCCAAUAGUCUUGGACUGAUUUAGAUCUUGAUUUGCCGAUUGAUGAUUAUUAUUGGUACAGACAUAUUUCUGGUUCUGUUGCAUUCGGCUUCAAAGUUUGGCGUUCAAUUGAGAGUGCGGGGAAAGCUCUCUCCUGUCGCCAUCUUGGUUGCCGGCUGUGAGAAGAACCAUCGGUGGUCAUUUUCUACCUUUCAUGUCUCAUAACUUGGAUAGCCCUGUUCAGACCCAGAUGGCUGUGGCAGCUUUCAAGAAUCCACUUGGAAGUGGGGAGUAUCACGGAACUAAUAGAAUGGAAGGGAAACCAACCUGCAGGAGACGCGUUUUUGUACAGACUGAAACAGGAUGUGUGUUGGGGAUGGAGUUGGAUAGGAGCGACAAUGCACACACUGUGAAGAGGAGACUGCAGCUUGCCCUAAAUUUCCCCGUUGAGGAGAGUUCUUUGACAUUUGGGGAUAUGAUUCUUAAGAAUGAUCUCAGUGCCGUUCGAAAUCAUUCCCCUCUCCUGCUGACAAGGAAUUUGAUGCACAGAAGUUCCUCAACUCCGUGUUUGUCUCCCACUGGUAGAGACAUACAACAGAAUGAUCAGAGUGGGCCCAUUGAAAUUUUGGGCCACUCAAAUCGCUUUGCCAAGACCAAACAACUUGUAAAGGAAAUUGUCAAGGCAAUGAAGAACGGGGUCGAUCCGCUCCCUGUUCAUAGUGGGCUUGGAGGAGCAUAUUAUUUCAGAAAUGUCCGAGGUGAGAGUGUUGCCAUUGUGAAGCCCACCGAUGAAGAACCGUUUGCACCAAACAACCCAAAGGGCUUUAUUGGUAAAGCUCUUGGGCAACCAGGUUUAAAACGUUCUGUGAGGGUGGGCGAAACAGGGUUCAGAGAAGUAGCUGCUUACCUUCUCGACUAUGACCAUUUUGCAAAUGUGCCACCUACUGCACUGGUCAAGAUCACUCACUCGGUCUUCAAUAUUAAUGAUGGCGUGAAUGGAAACAAGCCUCAGAAGAAGAAACUUGUCAGCAAGAUUGCAUCCUUCCAACAGUAUAUUCCACACGAUUUUGAUGCAAGUGACCAUGGAACCUCAAGUUUCCCUGUAUCUGCUGUGCAUCGCAUUGGGAUUUUAGAUAUUAGGAUUCUUAACACAGAUAGGCAUGCGGGUAAUCUUUUAGUUAGGAAACUUGAUGAUGCAGGGAGAUUUGAUCAAGUGGAACUGAUCCCCAUUGAUCAUGGCCUUUGCUUGCCUGAGAGUCUGGAAGAUCCGUAUUUUGAGUGGAUUCAUUGGCCUCAGGCUUCCAUCCCUUUCUCGGACGACGAACUUGCAUACAUAGCAAAUCUUGACCCGACUCGUGAUUCAGAGAUGCUUCGAAGUGAGCUCCCAAUGAUUCGAGAAGCUUGCUUGCGCGUCUUGUUCGUCUGCACAAUUUUCCUUAAGGAAGCUGCUGCAUAUGGGCUGUGUCUUGCUGAGAUUGGACAGAUGAUGAGUAGGGAGUUUCGCAGUGGUGACGAGGAGCCCAGUGAGCUUGAGCUUAUAUGCAUCGAGGCAAGAAGACUUGUAGCUGAGGAAAUGUUCUCUCCCAAGGGUGAAGCAGACUUUGAUGAGUUUCAAUUCGACAUUGAUUGUGAAGAUGGUGGGCGUGAGCCUAACCCAUCUGAAGGCUUGGUGGCAACACCGUUCCAUUUUGGAUUUGGAAGUGUUAAUGGCCGUAAUCCACUUUCUAAACUAGAAGAAUGCAUUGAGGAGGAAGAAGAGGAAGGUGAAGGAGAAGAGAAGGGUUUAGUUAGUCUUCCAACUCUAGCUAAGGGUCCAAGUAUUUCUAAGCUUUCUAUGUCACUGAAAAAUACGAGUCUAGGUGGGAAGAACCAGAAGUUCCCAAAGUUUGCAGGAGCCAAACCAGACAAUGGCUAUCUUGCUAGUUCAUCAUCUGGCCACAUCAGUGCAAACGAGCAGCUCCCGGCAAGUGUCAGCUUUGUGAAGCUAGCAGACAUGAACGAGGAAGAAUGGGGACUGUUUUUGGAGAAAUUCCAAGAGCUUCUUCAUCCGGCCUUUGCCGAGCGAAAGUGUAUCACACUCGGCCAGAGGCAGAGACAGAGGCUUGGGACUUCUUGCCAGUUUUGAGAGUUGAGGUAUGACUACCAUAUGUUGCUGUGAUAGAUGAAAAGAAUAAGACUGAGCUCGUUGAGCUGAGGGACAUAGGGUAGAUUUGGUUUGUGAGUGCUCCCUGAAGUCAUACUAGGAGUAAGAGGCUGCGAUUUGUACAUAUUCUUUGGAUGCAGCUGAAUGAAAAGGCUGAGUAGAAUUGGUUGUAUUUUCUUGUUUGAGAUGUUAAAAAUGUUUGUUCUCUGUUUGAUGGACGUUGCUGGAUGAAGUGUAUUAUCCGUGGCAAGUCAUUGGCUCUCUGGUUUCUGUUUUUCUGUCUUUGCAUUCCACCGUGAGCUGCACGCAGUUGUGUGUUUUUUUCUUCACAAUCUGCUUCUCCAUGAAUAUAUAUGGUCAGUGCUCAUUUUCUCU